Opisthocomus hoazin is the source of this 2154-nucleotide messenger RNA. Lineage: Eukaryota; Metazoa; Chordata; Aves; Opisthocomiformes; Opisthocomidae. The record is from RefSeq and is a predicted model, not a curated record.
GCCUGGGUCGAUGCGGUGGUGUUUGUCUUCAGCCUGGAGGACGAGAUCAGCUUCCAGACGGUCUACAACUACUACCUGCGGCUCUGCAGCUACCGGAACACAGCGGAGGUGCCGAUGGUGCUGGUGGGCACGCAGGAUGCCAUCAGCGCCACGAAUCCCCGGGUCAUUGACGAUUCUCGGGCGCGGAAGCUUUCCAAUGAUUUGAAACGCUGCACGUACUACGAGACCUGUGCCACCUACGGACUGAACGUGGAGAGAGUCUUCCAGGACGUGGCUCAGAAGGUGGUGGCUCUACGGAAGAAGCAGCAGCUUUCCAUCGGUCCCUGCAAGUCCCUGCCCAAUUCACCCAGCCAUUCGUCUGUCUCUGCGGCCUCCAUUCCUUCUGUUCAUAUCAACCAGGCCACCAACGGUGGAGGAGCCUUCAGUGACUACUCCUCCUCCGUGCCCUCCACGCCCAGCAUCAGCCAGCGGGAGCUGCGGAUUGAGACCAUUGCUGCCUCCAACACACCCACCCCUAUCCGCAAGCAGUCGAAGCGGCGCUCCAACAUAUUCACGGUAACACACGGGGCGCUCCCGGACCGAGGGGUGAAAGGUCUGCAAAGCAGGUGCGACACAGUUUCGUCCGGCUAAGCGGCCGUAAUUAAAAGGGGUAUUCUCCUCAAACGCAGUGGCAAGUCUCUCAACAAAGAGUGGAAGAAGAAGUACGUGACACUGUGUGACAACGGAGUCCUCACCUACCACCCCAGCUUGCAUGAUUACAUGCAGAAUGUCCAUGGGAAGGAAAUCGAUCUGCUGAGAACUACAGUGAAGGUACCGGGCAAGAGGCUACCCAGGGCGACAACGGCAGCAGCACCCAGCGCUAGCCCCAAAGCCAACGGGCUCGCGAAGGAGAGGAGCAGCACACAGCUGACGGGAGGCACAGGUGCUCCCCACUCAACCAGCAGUACCUCCCUGCACUCGGAGCGCUCCAUCAGCGGCAUCAACCUGGUAGGCUUCAGCUCAAAGCCAGACGGCAUGCACCAGCGCUCCUACUCCGUCUCCAGCGCGGACCAGUGGAACGAGGCCGUGGCUGUCCCUGGCAGCUGCCCCAACCCCUCUAACGGUACUGCCGAUUCUCUCAGCUCAAGCCCGAACAUUUCCAGUGCUGCCAGCCCGAAGCUGGAGCCGCCUCCAUCACCACAUGCGAACAGGAAGAAGCAUCGCAGGAAAAAGAGCACAGGGACGACUCGGCCUGAUGGCCCCAGCACGGCAGCAGAAGAACCAGAUGAGCCAUUUGAGUUCAUUAUCGUGUCCCUGACGGGCCAGACGUGGCUCUUUGAGGCCUCAACGUCAGAGGAGCGAGAACUUUGGGUCCAGGCCAUCGAGAGCCAGAUCCUGGCCAGCCUGCAGGGCUGUGAGAGCAGCAAAAAUAAGGCUCGGCUGGGCAGCCAGAGCGAUGCACAGGCCAUACAGGCCGUCCGCACCGCACGUGGGAACAGCUUCUGUGUGGACUGCGAUGCACCGGGUCCGGACUGGGCAAGUCUAAACCUGGGCUCCCUCAUGUGCAUUGAGUGCUCCGGGAUCCAUCGCAACUUGGGCACCCACCUGUCCCGUGUGCGCUCGCUGGACCUGGAUGACUGGCCUAGUGAGCUUCUGAUGGUCAUGACGGCCAUUGGCAACGCCCUGGCCAACGCUGUCUGGGAAGGAGCGGUGGAAGGCUACCCCAAGCCCACCCCUGAGAGUAGUCGGGAGGAGAAGGAGCGCUGGAUCCGGGCCAAGUAUGAGCAGAAGCUCUUCCUGGCUCCGCUGCCCCAGUCGGACAUCCCGCUGGGGCAGCAGCUGCUGCGGGCUGUCGUGGAGGAUGACCUGCGCCUCGUGGUGACGCUCCUGGCCCAUGGCACCAAGGAGGAGGUGAAUGAGACCUACGGGGACGGAGAUGGGCGCACAGCACUGCAUCUCUCCUGCGCCAUGGCCAACGUGGUCUUCACGCAGCUGCUCAUCUGGGUAAGCCUCGGCAGCCAGGAGUGCAUCGACAUCCUGGUGCAACACGGGUGCCCCAGCGACAGUGCCGUCACCACGCUGACCCCCAGCCUGCCCCGCCGCAACACCAACGCCAACAACAACGCCUGCACCAUGUUGCCAGCUGAGCUCAGCUCCAGCCCCAGUGCUGUCUAG